Messenger RNA from Pistacia vera, 2045 nucleotides. Its product is annotated as TMV resistance protein N-like. Lineage: Eukaryota; Viridiplantae; Streptophyta; Magnoliopsida; Sapindales; Anacardiaceae. The transcript has 3 exons. The coding region runs from base 131 to 1735 and encodes 534 amino acids. The record is from RefSeq and is a predicted model, not a curated record. Gene Ontology annotation, molecular function: ADP binding. Gene Ontology annotation, biological process: signal transduction; defense response.
UUUUCUGGAAAUUGAAAAUACUUAUAGAUGGUCUACAAGAAUUUAGAUUAUCUUUCCAAUUAAUUUUUUAGGUUUUGACAGAGGACGAAAUUGCUUGCAUAUACAAUAUCAGCAAACUUGUAAAGUCAUCAUGCAAAUAGCCUCUUCAUCAACAUCUUUUUCUUGUCGUCGGAAAUAUGAUGUCUUUCUAAGCUUUAGAGGUGAAGACACGCGGAAGAGCUUCAUAGAUCAUUUGUAUACUGCUUUCAAUCAGAAAGGAUUGCGUGUUUUUAGGGAUGACAAAGAACUUGAGAGAGGAAAACCCAUUUCGCCAGAGCUCCUUCAUGCAAUUGAAGAAUCAAGAUCUGCGGUUGUUGUUUUCUCAAAAAACUAUGCUUCUUCCACAUGGUGUUUAGAGGAACUUGUUCAAAUUUUUCAUUGCAAGAAUGUAAAAGUUUUUCCAGUUUUCUAUAACGUGGAUCCUUCAGUGGUUAGAAAACAAACAGGAGAAUUUCAAGAAGCCUUUGUCAAACAUGAAGAAACUUUUAGAGAGGAUAUUGGAAAGGUGCAAACUUGGAGAAAUGCUUUGACAGAGGUGGCCAAUCACUCUGGAUUUGACUUAAAGGAUGGGUAUGAGUCACAAUUUAUUCAGGACAUUCUGAAGGAAAUAUCAAGCAAAUUAUGUUUUUCAAAAUACACAAGUGUCGAGGGCCUAGUAGGCAUAGAUACACGUUUGGAGAAACUAAGGAAACUUAUCAGUCCUGAGUCACAUGAUGUUCGUAUGAUUGGGAUUUGGGGAAUGGGAGGAAUAGGCAAGACAACAAUUGCUACAAUUGCCUAUGAGUGGUUUUCUGAUGAAUAUGACGGUAGUAGUUUUUUGACUAAUGUUAGAGAAAAUUCCAAAAAAGAUGGUCUAGUUUCUUUACAAAAGAUGCUUCUUUCCGAAAUUCUAGAUAUGGAAAUAAAUGGCAUCAACGUACACAAUGAUGUUGAUGGAAUAAGGAUGAUAAAAAGUAGAUUGGGGUGUAAGAAGGUUUUUAUUGUUAUAGAUGAUGUGAACAAUCCAGAGCAAUUAGAAAAAUUAGCUGGCAAGCAUGAUUGGUUUGGUAAGGGCAGUAGGAUCAUAAUAACAUCAAGAACCAAAAAAUUGUUGACAUCCCAUGAAGUAGAUGAAGUUUAUGAGGCUAAGAAAUUAAAUGAUGUUGAAGCGCUCCAAUUCUUCAUUUCAAAAGCCUUUAAGAAAGAUCAACCUUCAAAAAGUUUGAGGGAGCUGUCCGAAUGUGUUGUAAAGUAUGCUGGUGGUCUCCCAUUAGCUCUUAAAGUUUUGGGUCACUCUUUGUGUGGAGAAGAAGUUGAUAUAUGGAAAGAUACAUUAGCAAAACUAAAAGAAUAUGGUGACGAAAAUAUACUGGACAUACUUCAAAUAAGUUUUGAUGGGCUAAAAGAUUCAGAGAAAAAAAUAUUUCUUGAUAUAGCAUGUUUUUUUAAAGGAAUGGAUAGGGAUUAUGUGACAAGAAUUCUUGACAGUUGUGGUUUCUAUCCAAUUUCUGGAAUCAAAACUCUGAUUGAUAAGUCGCUCAUAAAUAUUUUCGAUCGUAAUAGAUUGUGGAUGCAUGAUUUGUUACAACAAAUGGGUCAACAAAUUGUCUAUAAAGAGUGUCCCGAAGAGCUCGGAAAACGUAGUAGAUUGUGGAAAGAAGCAGACAUUCGUCAUGUGUUGACAGAAGGCACAGUAAGCAAUUCAAUUUUGUUUUAAUUAAGCAUGUGCACUUUUUCAAUUAUCAUUUGCUUUAACUGGUUAAAUAUAUAUAUAGAGGUGUGAGCUAGUGCAUUAUUAGCACAACAGCUAGCCUCUCCAGAUUACACAUGCAUGUGUAAUUUUUUUUUUUUUUUCUGUAUUUGUUGACCAAUUUAUAGUUCGGUUGAGCAUAUUAAAGUCACUUAUUCCUCAAAAACACUUUUAUUUCCAAAAUUAUAGUUUUGCUUCUAGUUAAUUUUUUUCCCCUUAGUUUAGAUACUUUCGAUAUACAUGAGCACAGUGACAAUGAGAAUAGUACAAUCUAUAA